Molecule: messenger RNA, 2953 nt
Organism: Enhydra lutris kenyoni (northern sea otter)
Lineage: Eukaryota; Metazoa; Chordata; Mammalia; Carnivora; Mustelidae
Product: DEK proto-oncogene
Exons: 11
Coding region: 218-1354 (378 amino acids)
Biological process (GO): chromatin organization; regulation of double-strand break repair
Cellular component (GO): nucleus
Molecular function (GO): DNA binding; histone binding
Source: RefSeq, a predicted model, not a curated record
CCAGCUCGCGGCCCUGAUUGGCCGCCGCAUUCCCGCUUUCCUUCCCGAACCGCCAUUUUGAAAAUCUUGUUGAUUCGGGGGAGCCGAGAGCGCGGCGCGAGCGUCACGCCAGAGAGCGGCCCGUGCGCCUCCUCCUCGGCGCUCGCCGCCGCCUCCCGAAGCCUCUUCGUGCCUUCGCGCGCCAGGCCCGCGGCGGCCGGCACCCGCGGUCCACAGCAUGUCCUCCUCGGGCCCAGCUGCAGAGGGAGAGGGAACCCCCGCCCAGCCCGCGUCCGAGAAAGAACCCGAAAUGCCCGGCCAGAGAGAGGAAAGUGAAGAGGAGGACGAGGACGACGAGGAGGAGGAAGAGGAGGAGGAGGAGGAAGAAAAAGAAAAAAGUCUCAUCGUGGAAGGCAAGAGGGAAAAGAAAAAAGUAGAGAGAUUGACCAUGCAAGUCUCUUCCUUACAGAGAGAGCCAUUUACCAUUGCACAAGGAAAGGGACAGAAACUUUGUGAAAUCGAAAGGAUACAUUUCUUCCUGAGUAAAAAGAAAACAGAUGAACUUAGAAAUCUACAUAAACUGCUUUACAACAGACCAGGCACAGUGUCCUCGUUAAAGAAGAAUGUGGGUCAGUUCAGUGGCUUUCCAUUUGAAAAAGGAAGUGUCCAAUACAAAAAGAAGGAAGAAAUGUUGAAAAAAUUUAGAAAUGCCAUGUUAAAGAGCAUCUGCGAGGUUCUUGAUUUGGAGAGAUCAGGUGUGAAUAGUGAACUGGUGAAGAGGAUCUUGAAUUUCUUAAUGCAUCCAAAGCCUUCUGGCAAACCAUUGCCAAAAUCUAAAAAAAGUUCUAGCAAAGGCAACAAAAAGGAACGGAACAGUUCUGGAAUGGCAAGGAAAGCUAAGCGAACCAAAUGUCCUGAAAUUCUGUCAGAUGAAUCCAGCAGUGAUGAAGAUGAAAAGAAAAACAAAGAAGAGUCUUCAGAUGAUGAAGAUAAAGAAAGUGAAGAGGAGCCACCAAAAAAGACAUCUAAAAGAGAAAAACCUAAACAGAAAGCUACUUCUAAAAGUAAGAAAACCGUAAAAAGUGCUAAUGUUAAGAAGGCAGAUAGCAGCACCACCAAGAAGAAUCAAAACAGUUCCAAAAAAGAAAGUGAAUCCGAGGAUAGUUCAGAUGAUGAACCUUUAAUUAAAAAAUUAAAGAAACCUCCUACAGAUGAAGAGUUAAAGGAAACCGUGAAGAAGUUACUGGCCAGUGCCAACUUGGAGGAAGUCACGAUGAAGCAGAUUUGCAAGGAGGUAUAUGAAAAUUAUCCUGCUUAUGAUUUAACUGAAAGAAAAGAUUUCAUAAAAACAACUGUUAAAGAGCUGAUUUCCUGAGGCAGAGGAGACAGAUGACUUGUCCCGUGGAUGUAAAGAUCUGAUUUAUACCAUUAUACCAGCAAAGAGAAUGUAUUUCCUUUUCUAAAUCCCUGCAGGCAUUGUGUUGGUAGAACUUAUUGCCGAUCUUUUUAUCUUGAGUGUUAAAGUAAAUUUGAGUUUGUUGUUUUAAAUUGCAUUUCUAUGCAGUUUUUAGUUUAAAAUUUUGCAUGGCAGUAACUGUUCCUUGCUUUUAUAGCUGUAUUUUGUACAUUUUGGAUUUCUUUAUAUGAGAUCGUAGAUUCUCGAACUGUUGUAGUUUUUAGCGCGCUUGGUAGGAGUCGCUUGUUUCGGGUCUACUUUUAAUCAAGUAGAACAAACUGACAUUUAUACAUGCAGAGACUGUGGCAGUAUUUAGUACACGGAAUAUUUUGAAUACACAUCUGUCAGUGGCGGUGUGUUCAUAUUAAAAAUACACAGGCUUCAGCUACUGAGAUUAAAUUGGAAAUUUUCUGCAUGUGUAUAUACGUCAAAUUGUCAGCAUGACAAAAGUGACAGAUGUUAUUUUUGUAUUUUUAAAAACAAAUUUGUUGUAUAUAAAGUUUUUUUAUUUCUUUUGUGCAGAUCACUUUUUAAACUCCUCUAGGUAGGUAUCUUUGCAGUUAUAAACUAUGAAAUGUCAGUGUUCGGCCAUAUGGUAUGACUGAGCAGUGAAAGUCCGAAUUCAGUGGAGAAAACACUGAAGGAACAGACCGUUCUCUGCUUUGCCUCAGAAGGGUCAUCAGUGUGUGGUUCUAGUGUUGAUUCUGCAAGUGUCUGUAGAUACAUUUUAUAUUAGGGAUCAACCAGAUCAAUACACCAGAACUUCAAAAUUUGGGGACAGGGUGGGAGUAAGUACAAGCACAUUUGGCUUAUAAUAAAUGAACUGAUUUUUAUUAACUGCUUUUGCCCAUAUAAAAUGCUGAUAUUUACAGGAAACCGGGCCACCUUUAUAAUUAUGAUAAAUGUACCAAGUAUAAUGCUAGAAGAUAAUGUGUAGGCAAUAGUGGGUAUCUCUGACACAGUAUUUCUCAAAAGUGAUAAAAGAGUUAUUUUUAACAUUAAAGAAGUUUAAUGUAUGUGUGGAAUCAGGGCUUUUGGGUUUUAAAUUUUGGCCAAUCAGGAUUCUAGGUGAUCAGUAUACAGGCCACUCCUGAAUGAGACUAUUUUGUCUUUUAAAUUGUCUUAAUCAGUUUAUUGAAUAAUCUCUGAAUUUUAAAGUAAAACAAUGCUACUUAUGAGAGAACUAGGCCUUUGAUAAACCAUUUGAGCAUUUAAAAUAAAAAUCCAUCCAUACAAAUGGUGUGUUAGGGUUUUUAACAGGCUUGUUUAUUGAUAAAUGCAAAUGAAUGGAGUAAACAACUAAAUGAGACCCAAGAAUUGGCCUUUGAUUUUAAAUAUUUAAUUUGUUCCUAUAAACCUUGUCAAUAAAAAUAAUAAAUCCAUGCUCUUGUCUCCUGCAUUACUGUCUUACGGUUCUUGUAGCAUUUCCCCCCAGCUGAGGAAUUCAGAACAGGUUUUUAGGUGGAUUUAGCCCCACGGUCCCAGUUAAUUUGGAGUGCUGUUCAGUGAUAACGGCCC